AUGGAUCUGAUCAGAUUAAUUCUGCACAGACCAACCAUGCAGGAAAGAUUAAUGAAAUGGGCCAUCAGGUUGGCUCCUUUCGCGUUGCGACACCGACCUAUCAAAGCGGUGAAAGGGCAGGUUGUAGCCGACUUGUUGGCUGAAUUUGCAGGCGAUGAAUCAUUGGAAAACAAGGUAGUGCCGUAUAUAGGCAGCAGUCUUUGGAAAAUAUGUUUUGAUGGUUCUCGUUCAAAAGGAAAGUCAGGACCAAGGGUGAUACUAGAAGGACCAGGAGCUAGUAAAAUUAGUUUGCAGCUUCAAAUGGAAGAGAUGACUCAUAAUUCUGCGGAAUACGAAGCACUGAUUUUGGGUUUGGAAGCGCUUAUCGCUAAAGGAGUACAAUCGGUUCUAAUUUGUGGAGAUUCUCAACUAGUCAUCAACCAAGUGUUAAAACGGUAUGCUUGUAAAUAUCCUCAUCUGCGUCGAUACCGAGAUUUGGUAUUUCAUCUGUUAUACAAAAUUGCGGAGGUAGUUUUCGAGCAUGUACCAAGAACAGAGAAUCGGUUGGCGAAUAAUUUGGCUCAUAAUGCCUGCCAACAAAUGAUAGGGAGUACCGAUUCUGGGAUUGAUUGGAGAACAGAGAUUAUGGUGUAUUUGGAAUCACCAAGUUUUGUGACUUCUGUGGGCAUUCGAUUGAAAGCCUUGCGCUUCCAGCUUAUUGAAGGGGUUCUAUUUGCUAAGGGGUGCCAGGAAUGCCGGAGGCAUGGUCCAUUAAAUCAUCUGCCAACAGUAGAACUGCAGACGAUGGUUAAGCCAUGGCCAUUUAAAGCUUGGGCGUUGGAUGUAAUAGGGAAAAUUCAUCCGACGUCAUCGAAGCAACAUUCAUUCAUUUUGGUAGCGAUUGAUUAUUUCACCAAAUGGGUAGAGGCGGUUCCUUUGAAGAAUGCGACGCAUAAAGAGGUGAUUGAGUUCGUGCUUAAUCACAUCGUCUAUCGGUUUGGGAUUCCGCACACUCUUACAACCAAUUAA
Andrographis paniculata is the source of this 1008-nucleotide messenger RNA. RefSeq lists its product as uncharacterized. The transcript has 2 exons. Lineage: Eukaryota; Viridiplantae; Streptophyta; Magnoliopsida; Lamiales; Acanthaceae. Gene Ontology annotation, molecular function: RNA-DNA hybrid ribonuclease activity; nucleic acid binding. The record is from RefSeq and is a predicted model, not a curated record. Gene Ontology annotation, biological process: DNA integration. Bases 1 to 1008 code for a protein of 335 amino acids.